This is a messenger RNA of Diaporthe amygdali, 1059 nucleotides long. Its product is annotated as cytidylyltransferase family protein. Gene Ontology annotation, cellular component: nucleus; cytoplasm. The record is from RefSeq and is a predicted model, not a curated record. NCBI's taxonomy places the organism in Eukaryota, Fungi, Ascomycota, Sordariomycetes, Diaporthales, Diaporthaceae. The transcript has a single exon. Gene Ontology annotation, molecular function: nicotinamide-nucleotide adenylyltransferase activity; ATP hydrolysis activity. The coding region runs from base 1 to 1059 and encodes 352 amino acids.
AUGGCUUCUGAAGCUGCAGGUGACGCCGCCAUGACCCUUCCACGACUCCAGAACGCCCUCAGGAGCUUCCAGUCUUCCGGGCGGCCAUUCCAACUCAUCCAACAAAACGCGUCAACUACCAGCAGCAGCGGUGCAGCAGCGGCUCGAAGAUGCCGGACGCUGAUCGUGCUCGACUCGAGCUUCAACCCUCCAACACUAGCACACAUGCAGAUGGCGACGUCUGCUCUACAGGAUCUACGGACGCAGCAGAGCAUCGCGGCCACCCUGAAAGGCGGAUCAAGCGGGCAGAGGCGGGGCCUCCCAGAUGAUGUGCGGCUGCUGCUGUUGCUGGCAGUCAACAACGCCGACAAAGCGCCCAAGCCUGCGACCUUUGAGGAGCGCUUGUUGAUGAUGGGAGAGUUUGCGGGAGACGUGCAGCGGGCAUGGCGCACACUAGCAAGAGAAACGGUGAGACAGGAGGAGGAUUCACAUGCAGGAGAGGAGGCGGCAACGCUUCCUGUCGACAUUGGUCUGACAACUCUUCCCUACUUUCACGACAAAUCCGCCGCGAUCGCUACAUCGCCCGAGUACCACUUCCCCGCGUCCGAGACAGACAGCAACGAAGGCGAGCCUCACACGGACCAGAUCUUCCUCGCAGGCUACGACACCCUGAUCCGCAUCUUCAAUCCGAAAUACUACAAGUCCCCGGUACCCGAAGCGGCUGUCGACCUCCCCAAACCCGGCAAGACGCCUAUGCAGAUCGCGCUGGACCCGUUCUUUGCGCGGGCCCAACUCCGCAUCACGAUGCGGACGGACGAUGAAUGGGGCGGGCGGGAAGACCAGCUAGAUUACGUGGAAAGUAUAAUGCACGGCAGCGAGCUGGAGGAUGUCGGGGGCAGGAGGGAGUGGGCGCGGCGGGUCGAGUUGGUCGAGGGGACGUCGGGAGAAGGCCCAGAGAAGGCAGCUGUGAGCAGCACACUGGCCAGGGAAGCGGUCAAGUCGAAGGAUUGGGACCGGCUGAGGGAGCUGGUGCCGGGUGGUGUUGCGAGUUUGAUCGAGAAAGGAGAGGUCGCAUGGUGA